AAUCUGGGCUGAAGGUGGACCUAUUCACUUCAAAGUCACAUUUCGAGCAAGCGAGUUGCCAUUGAUUUGGUCGAGUCUUCAGCCACAAACGUAGCCCAUCGUCACAUAUUCCAAUAUGUCGAAAAAAGCCAAAGGGAAAACCAAAAAGAAGGCUCAGCGAGCAGCCUCAAACGUUUUCGCUAUGUUUGACCAACAGACGAUCCAAGAGUUCAAGGAAGCGUUCAACAUGAUCGAUGUUGGCCGUGAUGGUUUUAUCGAUAAAAGUGAUCUGAAUGAGACCUAUAUUAACUUGGGAAGAAUGACUUCAGACGAGGAACUUGAGAGCAUGGUCAGUGAAGCCCCUGGACCUAUGAAUUUCACAGUUUUCCUAACACUUUUUGGAGACAGACUCAAUGGUACGGACCCAGAAGACGUCAUCCGCAAUGCAUUUGGUUGUUUUGAUGAGGCCGGGACAGGAAAAAUCCCUGAAGAAAAACUGAAAAGAAUGCUGAUGCAAACAGGCGACAGAUUCACGGAAGAAGAAGUUGAGGAAAUGUUCAACAGCGCGCCAAUGGAUCGUAGUGGCAACCUACUGUAUGCCGACUUCUGUAAGACCAUCAAGGGCUCUGCAAAGGAAGAAGACUAGACUAACUUUUAAUUGUGAACUGACUUUUAAUCCGAUAUUUAGACGAUAUUUUAUUCUUUGUAGUUCAUUUGAAAUGGAGACAGUCUUGUAUAAAAUAUGACAAUGUUUUGUAUCAUUAAAAAUCUACCGUAUCUCCUCGUGAAA
This is a messenger RNA of Dendronephthya gigantea, 769 nucleotides long. RefSeq names its product myosin regulatory light chain 12B-like. Bases 116 to 625 code for a protein of 169 amino acids. The record is from RefSeq and is a predicted model, not a curated record. NCBI's taxonomy places the organism in Eukaryota, Metazoa, Cnidaria, Anthozoa, Malacalcyonacea, Nephtheidae. Gene Ontology annotation, molecular function: myosin heavy chain binding; calcium ion binding. Gene Ontology annotation, biological process: post-embryonic development; locomotion. The transcript has 2 exons. Gene Ontology annotation, cellular component: myosin II complex; cytoplasm.